AUGGCGUUGGCGCUGGCCGUCGCGUUCUUGCUGCUUGUGCCACCGAUUUUCGCCCACGACAACAUUGGCAACAUCGACACGUCCGGCGUCGCGUACGCUGCGUAUGGGCCCAUCGAUGCCGUCUACACGUGGGUCAACGGGUCCGACGCCACGUGGCAGCAGUCCAAGAGUCACUGGCUGCAGCAUUGGCGUGGCCGCAACGCCACGAAAGACUUGGCCUCGGCGGAGAACCGGUUCCGAGACAACGACGAGCUUCGCUACUCGAUCCGGUCGCUCGAGACGUACGCGCCGUGGAUCCGGCGCAUUUUUCUCGUGACGGACGGUCAAGUGCCGCGGUGGCUCGACCUCUCGCACCCGCGCAUCACGGUCGUGCCACACGCUGACAUUUUUCCGAAUGCGUCCCACCUGCCGUCGUUUGCGUCGCCAGCGAUCGAGUCGCAUCUGGACAACAUCCCUGGGUUGGCCGAGUACUUUUUGUACUUUAACGACGAGGUGUUUUUGUCGGCGCCGGUGCUGCCGUCCGACUUUAUGAGUCCACGAGGAACUCAGAACUUGUUUUUCGCAUGGGACGCGCCCGAGUGCGCGCCUGGAUGCAAGCACGCGAUGCUCGGGAACGGUCAAUGCCACGCGAGCUGCAACGUUGCGAGUUGUGACUACGACCUUGGCGACUGCACGUGCGACCGAUCGGUGACGCCAUCGGCCAUGGUGCUGAGCACAUGGAGCGAUGUGUGCCUUGGUGACGCCGCCUACUCGCCAGACUCAGCGUGUGCGGCAGGCUGCAUUUGGAACCAACUUGGCGACGGUGUCUGCAACCCAAAGUGCAACUUGGUUGAGUGCGCGUUUGACGCCGGAGACUGCUUGCCGCAACGGUUGGCGCAACUGCCACACGCACGCGUCGCGCGCGAAGCUUUACCAACGCACUGUGUCGUUCUCUUGGACAACGCGACGCCAGCUCUCGUGCUCUACCAGACUGGUGGCAUGGCUCCCGUCACGGGUACUGGAAUCCGACGCGCGGUUGUGGUGCCUCGCCUUGAUGCGGUUGUCGUCUUCUUUGGAGACCCACUGCCAUCGGUGCUUCACCUCCACAUCGCUGCUGAUGGCGCGUCAAUGGAGCUUUCGACAUCCUCACACGGCGAGUCGAUGGCCAGUGGUCUUUGGUUCACUGAGAACAACCGCAGUUUUGGUGGCUUGGACUUGAGCCACGUCAACAUAACACGGAGCCAUGCGUCAGCUCACGUCCUCGUCCCGUGGUUCAUCUCGACGGCGGCCACCGUGACCAUCAGCGUCACAAAGGCCGGCGACACGAGCACCAUUACCUGCACAAAAGCAAGCGCUCCGGGCCGAGACUGUACGAUCUCGGCGUUGGGGCUGAGCCUACGACUCGACGUUGGUGACAUUGCCAAUGCCCGCGUUUGCAUUAACGCUGGUUUUGAAGGAUGCAUCAUCUUUGAUGCGGACGCGCAAGUGUGGCCGCUGCAGACGCCAGCCGUGACAGCUUCGAAUGCCCCAGCGUCGGCGCGCGAUUGUGCCUGCGGUCGCGGUCAGCGGCAACGCGUGGUACAAAAGUCCGACGUGAUUGCACACUGCGCCCAGCUUGGCAAAAAACUGGGCACCGGGCCCGACUCGUCCCAGCACUCGUCACAACUCGUCUCGAUGAUGUGUCGUAUGCAAUUCGGCGCCGAGACACCAGCGCCCACUAGCGACAACUGCGCAUCACGGCCGCCGCUAACGGAGCGAGUCGACUACGCAGACACCUUUGGUGACUCGUUGCGACACGUCAACGUUCUUUUCAACCGAGCAUUUGGGAAGCCCGUGCGAGCGCGGGGCGUGCCAUCGCACAUGCCGCACUUCAUCCAGAAGCGUCUGCUUACGGAGCUGAAGCGCCAGUGGUCCGCCGAGUUUGCAGCCACGUCAUCGCACCGCUUUCGGGAGCCCGAUGACAUGCAGUUUGGCUUUUCGUACAUGCACUACGUUCUGAACCGACGCCAGCUGCACCCAGCGUCGACGUUUCGCGAAGUGUUCAACUCGCUCAUUGACAUCAACCACAACGGAGUCGUCGAUACUAUCGAGAUGGAUGGAAUCGCACGGCUCCUUGGUGACUGGCAGCGCCCAGCGUCAGAGAUCGAGGCUGUCGUGGACUCUUGCAGGGGCAAUUCGACUGCACUCACUGCAGCCGGCUUGGAGCGGCACUGUCCGCUAUUGGCACUGCACCUCGCGCAUUUGUCACCGGGCAGCGUACCGCCGGCACACAAUAUUGUGGCGAACCCCCCGGUUGUCUUUGUGAUGAUAAAGGACCUUCGCAGCAUAACAAUGCUCCUCCAAGACAAGAAGCUGUCGACGGCCAAGUUCAUUUGCGUCAACGACGACAUGUCGACGCCUGCUCCGGCGGUUGUACAUCGACUCAAAGCGUUCUUUCAGGACCGUUGGGGCGUGCCGUCGAGCUUUGAGCUGGCGGAAGAUCGAGGCGAUGUGCCAGUUCACCGCCAGCAGCCGACGCUCGGUGUCAACUACUUGCAAGCGAGCCAGGCCUCUGUCGUCGUCACUGUUCCGGUGAGCCCGCCAAUUGAGAUUGUGCUGCACCAAGACAUGGCUGUUGGCGUCGGCGGUGUCUUUUGGAACUGCGGCCGGGCACUUGUACAAUUGAUGUGUCGCCACCCUGAGUAUGUGUGCAACUGCCGCGUUCUGGAGCUCGGCACUGGUACAGGCGGUGUCGGCCUCGCCGCCGCUCACUUGCGGCCUGCGACCUUGCUGCUCACCGACUUGGCAUCGAUCGUUCCGUUAACGCUUCGCAACACGGACGCUGCCGUCGCUGCGUCGGCAUCGGUGGAGAAACUGUGGUCGAAGCAAGCGCUCCGUGUCAGCGAGUACCAAUGGGGUACCAAGCCGCCUCCUGAUGGCCCGUGGGAUACGGUUCUAUGUGCGGACUGCCUCUACGAUGAAGACGUGUUUGACGACUUUGCGACGACGCUCCAUGACAUCGCCAAUCCCUCCACGGCGGUGCUUCUCGCGUAUAAGCAACGACUGCCAGACCGUGAAAUGGCGCUGCUGAAACGCUUGGCUGAGACGUUUGAUAUUGCAGUCUACACGAACGACGACAAUCUUCCGUGGAACUUUGGAAAUGAUAUGGUCUAUGUAUUGGUGCUGCGUCGUCGCCUCAAGGCGUUGGAGUAA
Messenger RNA from Saprolegnia parasitica CBS 223.65, 3171 nucleotides. RefSeq lists its product as hypothetical. NCBI's taxonomy places the organism in Eukaryota, Oomycota, Saprolegniomycetes, Saprolegniales, Saprolegniaceae. Gene Ontology annotation, cellular component: Golgi apparatus. Bases 1 to 3171 code for a protein of 1056 amino acids. The record is from RefSeq and is a predicted model, not a curated record. The transcript is spliced from 10 exons. Gene Ontology annotation, molecular function: transferase activity, transferring phosphorus-containing groups.